AUGAAGAUCUCUGCGCUUCUCUCCAUGGCCAGCCUGGCCACUGCUUUUUCUGGCUCCCGUCACCACCACAACGGCACCAACUCUGACUCUUCCUUCGGCGUGGUUGCUGCUCGCUCUGGCUCGCCCAUCCACUUCCUGCCCAUGACUGCAUCUGAUAGCAAAUUCUGGCUCGGCGGUGCUAGCCGAACUUACUGUCCUACUCUUGUUCCCAACUGUGCUCAGCGCACUAACGAGACUGUCUUGUUCGGUGACCGUAGCCUGGACGUGAUUGUUCCCGGUGGUCAAGCAAUCUACGUUGACCGUACUGGCGCUCUUAGCUUCACCCGUCCUCACUCGGGCUACAUCCCUCCUGGCUCGUCUGUCCAAGGCUUCAAGGUCCACUAUUCUGGCCACACCCCCGGCACCUGGACCUUCAAGGGCCACGGUGCUUCGGGCUUCAUGGCUUGCCCGGCUCCCGCAAACGUUACUGCCUCAGCUGCCCGCCGUGUUCGUCGCCAGAGCACCGUGAUCAACGCACCCCGCUGGCAGAUCUUUGCGGCCAUGCCCAAUGCCACUGUCCCCACUGGCAACGUGAGCGAUUGUCUUGGCUUCGAGGCCUUGGCUGUCAAGUCCAAGAUGACCACUGAUCAGCUUGCCUGGGAGUACAUCUAA
Molecule: messenger RNA, 651 nt
Organism: Penicillium diatomitis
Lineage: Eukaryota; Fungi; Ascomycota; Eurotiomycetes; Eurotiales; Aspergillaceae
Product: putative IgE-binding protein
Exons: 2
Coding region: 1-651 (216 amino acids)
Source: RefSeq, a predicted model, not a curated record